Drosophila biarmipes is the source of this 1796-nucleotide messenger RNA. Its product is annotated as calmodulin. The transcript is spliced from 5 exons. Gene Ontology annotation, cellular component: cytoplasm; myosin II complex. Gene Ontology annotation, biological process: post-embryonic development; locomotion. Gene Ontology annotation, molecular function: myosin heavy chain binding; calcium ion binding. The coding region runs from base 706 to 1398 and encodes 230 amino acids. The record is from RefSeq and is a predicted model, not a curated record. NCBI's taxonomy places the organism in Eukaryota, Metazoa, Arthropoda, Insecta, Diptera, Drosophilidae.
UUCCGGCAAAAUUCCGGGAUCGAUGCAGUGGGGGACUGGGCGAGGACCGAUUGGAUCUCGAUUCGGCGGACAGCUGCCAGCGACAGCCAUCAAAAUCGAUGGAUAAGGCUGGCGUCCGUCGAGGAAACGCCGUGGCCAAAUGCGGCAUGGAUGAGGCAGAAGCUGCAGCAGAAGCCAAAUCCCCACCGAAAUGGCAAUGUAAUUAAAAUACCUUGCGAAGGCCAUGUGGGCGGUCCGUUUUGGUUUUUGGUAGAGCCCGUGGCCGCCGGCACGCCUGGUUAUUUAUAUCAAAAAUCCCGAAAAUUUGUGUCAAUUUAUGCAAAAUUGUAUGCAUCCACAUUUGCGCCAUGAAAAUAACGCACACAAUAUUUCGGAAUCGAUUUGUCAAUAAAAUUGGAGAGCACUAGCCAAGCCAUUUCAGUGGAUCUUGGACCGAGUGCUUCGCCGAACGUAUGAGUAAUAUUUGAGGUGAAUCAGUCGCUGGGAAAACGCCCCCGGAUCACAGGGAAAUCGCGCGCACUUUAAGUGUCCUGGUCGGUGGUUGAAAGUGUUUCUGUGUUUAGAGUCGAUUAAAACCGCCGGCAAAACGCUUUUAAAAACCAGCUUUAAUAGUAAAUGUGUUAAAAACUCAGAAAAAAUAUUAACUACUUGAAUAUAUAGCAUUAAAAAUAAAUCAGUGAAUAAAACAAAAAGUUUGUGUUUAAAAUGUCGAUGGAUCCAACGGUUAACCUAGAGGAUCUGGAGCGACGCCGACGUCGCGCCAGUUCCGCCCGCAAGCAGUCACAAACUCCUCAGCCGCCGUCUGCCCUGGCGGAUUCGGAGGCCAUGGCCGUGAUCAACGAGAUCUUCAAUCCCACGCUGAAACUGCCGGAGUCCACUGGCCACUACACGCUGCCCGAGGAGAUGAGUGCCGAUGACAAUGUGGCGCCCCAUGAACUGGACAUUGCUAAGUUGGCGGAACUGAAGGAAGUCUUCUCACUCUUUGACACGGAUUGCGACGGGCUGAUCUCGAAGGAGGAUCUACGGUUCACCUACACGGCCCUGGGAAAUGAACCGAACGAGCAGCUGCUGGAGCAGAUGAUGCAGGAGGCCAAGGAGCCACUGGACUACGAAGCCUUUGUGCGGCUGAUGAGUCGUCGCACCCAGGAGCUGGAUCCCGAGGAUGUGCUGUUGGAGGCCUGGAGCAAAUGGGAUGACCAUGGCACAGGAAAGAUCGACGAACGCAAAAUCUAUGAGGAGCUGACCAACUAUGGCGACAAAAUGACCCUCAACGAGGCCAAGGAGGCUCUGAGCCAUGCCCCCAUGGCCAAACCCAAAUCUCUGGAGGAGCCGCCCAUGAUUGACUAUCCAGCCUUUUGUCGCAUGCUCAGCGGAAUGCGCAAGCGAAAGGGGGAAUAACUUAUCAGAAGAUCCAAAUUUAAAAAUACAAAAUUCAAACUCAUUUUUUUUAACUUUCAAUAGAAUUUUAGGAGAGAGGACAAUAAUAAUGACCUUUAAAAGUUAUUUAGAGGUUUUUAAAAGUAGUAAUAAAAAAUAAUGGAUUAUCAUCUAAAUUCUUUAUCAUUUCUAUGUUGUAAUCAGAUGUAUAACCAGAGACUUCAAAAAUUGAAAUCCAGUCAGUUUGUCAAAGCUUAAGAAUGUGUCUCAAGUGCUUAAGGAUUUUCCGAUGAUAAACCCAGAAUCCCUACUUUAUUUAAACUACCCACAGCUUUUGUUUUUAUAUAGAAAAUAGACCUCAAUUAUUUAAUACAUUUCGCUGUAGUUAUUGCAAUAAAAUGCUCAAAACCUUUAAAAAA